This is a messenger RNA of Ipomoea triloba (trilobed morning glory), 830 nucleotides long. Its product is annotated as auxin-induced protein 10A5-like. Lineage: Eukaryota; Viridiplantae; Streptophyta; Magnoliopsida; Solanales; Convolvulaceae. The coding region runs from base 90 to 527 and encodes 145 amino acids. The transcript has a single exon. The record is from RefSeq and is a predicted model, not a curated record. Gene Ontology annotation, biological process: response to auxin.
GGUGUUCAAAAGUCAAAAUCCCUAUCUGUGUCAUUUCAUCAAACAGUUUAAGCGCACAUCUAAAGAAGAAGAAGAACUCGCCGGAAAAAAUGUCUGCGUGCAGCAAAAUCCGCCACAUUGUGAGGCUCCGCCAGAUGCUACGGCGGUGGAGGAAGAAGGCGGCGCGGGGGCGCGUCCCGGCGGACGUGCCGACGGGACACGUGGCGGUGACGGUGGGGAGCAGCUGCAAGAGAUUCGUGGUGCGCGCGACGUACCUGAAUCAUCCGGUGUUCGUGAAGCUUCUGUCGCAGGCGGAGGAGGAAUACGGGUUCACCAACGCCGGCCCGUUAACGAUCCCCUGCGACGAGUCGUUGUUCGAAGAGGCUCUCCGGUACGUGGCCCGGCCCCAAUCGAACGCCGGCUCGGCCCGAUGCGUGAACUUGACGGAGCUUCAGAGAUACUGCUCCGUCGGUCUCCGGAAUAACCUAGAAAUCUGGACGGAGUCGCGGCCGCUUCUGCACGGCGUCUCCGAUAAAUCGGUUUGUUAACACGAAAAGAGAGAGAGAGAGAGACCGAGUUGGCUCGUCCGAGUCAGACCGUCUGCACAGUUAACCGGAAUUUCUUUUCCGUUUUUUUUUUUUUUUUCUCAAUUGUAAUUUUGCUUCAAUACUUAUCUGACUUGAGACUUGAGAGCAAAGCCAAAGUCCACUCCGGUCCCCGGAAUAUGGCCGGAGAUGGCUGUCAAGUCGUCCCGGAUUCGGCUCCAGAAUCUAUACAUUCAAAACUCAAUACACAUUUUUUUUUUUAAUUUUCUUAUAUUUAACAAUAUUAUAAGAAUGAUUAUUAUUUAA